AUGGCAAUGUUUAAUCAUAAUGUUACCAAUUAUAGUAGUAAUGGCAAUAGUAACUGCAAUAGUCAGCAUCAUCACCAUCAUCGUAAUAGUCAAAGCCAAGCCCAUCAUCACCAUUAUCGCCAAACACACCACAACCACAACCACAACCACCAAAAUCACUUUCACCACCAAUCGCAACAACAAACGCACCAGCCAUAUACCCACCAAGGCUCUAGCUCUGGCUCAGCAUCAGCCUGUAGUUCCACAUCCGCUUCAUCCUCUGGCAAUCCAUCCAAUACUAGUUCUCCACAACCGGCGUUUUAUUCCAACGCGACUACUGCCAAUCUAACCUCCCUAUUAUCCCCAGUGCCCCUGUCUCCAACAAGUAGUAUAUUUCACUUUCCGAACCACAGUCCCAAGCCGCCGCCCGAUUCUCGUUUGUGUGAGCUUGCGAACAAUAUCACCAUUGCACCUCUGUCACCUUCGACAGUGAAUGUUGCCACACUUAACAAUUGCCACCUAAAAGAUCCGGAAAAGAAGUCUAGCCUUAAAUUUCCCGCGUUGUUGUCACCGCUUCAGAUAUCCCUUACGACCAGCGCAACAGCGGUCGGCUCACACAUACCUCUGAACAACUCCUGUUCCUCAAAUAAUUACCUACAAACCCGUCCUAGUCUGGGUAAUCAAAGUUCCAAGGCCAGCUCUAGUUCACAUCAAAACUCAAACUAUGUCCAAGUUCGCAACCAAGUGAAUCAAAAUCACCAUUACCAACACAGUAAUCGACAAUCCCAACUGAAUCAUAACCACAACCACAACCACAACAACAACCAUACCCAAACUGUAAAUCAAAAUCAUGCAAGUCAUAGUCACAUCCACAUCAAUAAUAAUUUUAAUAGUAAUAAUAACAAUAGCAAUCAUCAUCAUCAACAAAAUCAUAGUCAAAAUCAGAAUCAAAUUCAUUACCAUCACACAAACAAAAAUCCAAAUCACAACCACAAUCAAAAUAAACCGACUAAUCACCAAUCCCACCUCCCGCUAACAAAUACAAAUACAAAUAUAAUUUCCACAAACACUACAAAGUCUACAACAAGAACAACAACUGAAAAUUGUAACUGUACUGAUGAUGUGAAUCCAUUUAUGUCGCAGAAGUUGAGUAAACCAAUGCAAAAGAGUUAUCAGGACUAA
Messenger RNA from Rhagoletis pomonella (apple maggot), 1161 nucleotides. Its product is annotated as GATA zinc finger domain-containing protein 14-like. The transcript is spliced from 3 exons. The record is from RefSeq and is a predicted model, not a curated record. NCBI's taxonomy places the organism in Eukaryota, Metazoa, Arthropoda, Insecta, Diptera, Tephritidae. Bases 1 to 1161 code for a protein of 386 amino acids.